GUCUGCAGCAUCAACCUGUCGCAAGUCUGCAUCAAUUGACGGACGUCUUCAGCAACAUGGCACCAAACCUCGACGACGAUUUUGUGUUCACAAUCUCCGACCACGAUGAUGUAUCCGACGAUGGCGGUUUGGCAGAGCUCGCCGCGGCCGAGAGACUUUCUGGGCAAGGGAAGAAGAGGAAAUAUACAGAGGAUCCGGAUCUGAACGUCAAGCCGAAGGAGGCUUCAUCCAAGAAGGCGAAAAAGGAAAAGAAGAAAGGAAAGAAGGGCAAGAAAGGCGAGCCUGAGCCGGAUGUUGAGGCUGAAGAUGAGAUGGAAAUCGCAGACCCCGGCGAGGACGUCGAGGCGAACGACGACAUUGACAGCGACUUCGAGUUUGCAGUCGGCGACAUUGACACUGGAUUCGUCGAGGAGUUUGACGGCUGGGGAGUUGACAAUGCUGCGACUGCGCAGGAACAGAAUGGCGAGAAGAGGGGCACAGCUGUGGAUGUCGACGACAUCAUUGAGCGCCGACGAAAUCAAAAGAAGGCCGCAGAAGUUGUAGACCAAGACUCGGCAGACGAGUCCGACAAAGACAACUUCGAGGGCUUUGGCGACGACGACGAGCUACUAGCCGCAGACGGAUUUGGAAUGGGAGCUGGAAGUGACAGUGAGGAUGAAGAGGAUGAGGAUGAGGAGGCCUCUGGAGAAGAUGGUAGCGAUGCAGAAGAAGCUGGAGCCGACUCUGACAACGACUCAACCGCACCACAUGUCGCGCAUCCCAUGGACAUCGACGCAGAAACCGAUGGCGAAGACGAGAGUGACAAGGAGGAUGCUGCAGAGGCGAAGAAAGCAGCUGCGUUCUUUGCGCCUGAAGACAGUGUUCAGAUAAAGAAGAAGAAGGGCGCAAAAUCAGGUGCUGGAUCAUUCCAGGGCAUGUCACUCUCAAGACCGAUCAUGAAAGGUCUUGCGUCUGUGGGCUUCACCGAACCAACACCAAUUCAAGCAAAGGCUGUCCCCAUCGCCAUGCAAGGAAGAGAUGUUGUCGGAGGAGCCGAGACCGGUUCCGGUAAAACAGCUGCUUUCUUGAUUCCCAUCCUCGAACGUCUCCUAUAUCGACCUAAGAAAGUUCCAACCACGCGAGUUGCUAUCUUCAUGCCGACGCGUGAGUUGGCUGUCCAAUGUUUCAACGUUGCCAAGAAGCUUGCUGCAUUCACAGACAUCACUUUCGCGUUGAUGGCCGGUGGUUUCUCUGUCCGUGAGCAGGAGGCGGUUCUCAAGACGAGGCCUGACGUAGUCAUCGCCACACCUGGUCGUUUCAUUGACCACAUGCAUAACUCGGCUUCGUUCCAGGUCGAGCAUCUCGAAAUUUUGGUUCUCGAUGAGGCUGAUCGCAUGCUCGAAGAAGGUUUCGAGACGCAAUUGAACGAAAUUCUGACUACGAUCCCAAAGUCCCGACAGACGAUGCUCUUCUCCGCCACCAUGACCAGCACAGUCGAUAAGUUGAUUCGCGUGGGUAUGGACAAGCCCGUACGACUCAUGGUCGAUGCGAAGAAGCAAACGGUUGCAGGACUGACGCAAGAGUUUGUGCGAUUGAGGCAUGGAAAGGAAGACAAACGACUCGCUUACCUUAUGUAUAUCUGUGAAAAGAUCUACACAGAGAGAGUCAUUAUAUUCUUCAGACAAAAGAAAGACGCGCACUUGAUUCGAGUCGUAUUCGCUCUUUGCGGACUGAAAGCAAGCGAGCUGCAUGGCAACAUGAGCCAAGAACAGCGUAUACAAUCCGUUGAAGCGUUCCGUUCCGGCAAAUCAUCCUACCUCCUUGCCACUGAUGUCGCGUCCCGUGGUCUUGAUAUCAAAAACGUCUCCACAGUCAUCAACUACGAAGCGCCUCAGAGUCACGAAAUCUAUCUCCAUCGUGUUGGUCGUACCGCCCGUGCUGGACGAGUUGGUCGAGCAUGUACGCUGGCUGCAGAGCCCGAUCGUAAGGUCGUCAAGCAAGCCGUCAAGGCCUCGCGAGACCAAGGCGCGAAGGUAGUCAGCCGACAGGUCCCUGCAGAGGAGACGGACAGGUGGAUGAAGAAGUUACGCGACCUUGAGGAUGAAAUUGAGGAAGUCCUCAAGGAAGAAAAAGAGGAGCGUGCCCUUAGCAUCACCGAGCGCGACCUCAAGCGUGGCGAGAAUCUGAUCAUGCACGAAGACGAGAUCAAAGCAAGACCAAGACGUGAGUGGUUCGAGUCGGAGAAGGAGAAGACUACACAGAGAGAAAAGGGCGGCGCGGCGCUAAACAAGACUGAUGGCGGGGCAGCCAAAGAAAAGAAGAAGAAGUUGAGUGGUAAAGACAAGAAGAAGCUUGAGGCGGGAGAUCUCCGUAAGGAGGGCAAGGGGUGGAAGAAGGGCAAGGAGGACAGAGGGUUGAGUACGGCUAAGGCGAAGGAGAAGAAUGCUGAAGCGAAGAAGAAGAGCAAGAAGAUUAGCAAGUACGUGCGAAAAUGAGGGGGGCGAGCGUAAUAGCAUUUGGGUUGUAGAUGGCAGCGGCUAGGUGAUGUUUGUAGAGUUAAAAUGUGUACAUGUUUUCGAAUAUGCAC
Messenger RNA from Dothidotthia symphoricarpi CBS 119687, 2566 nucleotides. Its product is annotated as ATP-dependent RNA helicase DRS1. The coding region runs from base 57 to 2474 and encodes 805 amino acids. Gene Ontology annotation, molecular function: ATP binding; RNA helicase activity; nucleic acid binding. The record is from RefSeq and is a predicted model, not a curated record. The transcript has 2 exons. NCBI's taxonomy places the organism in Eukaryota, Fungi, Ascomycota, Dothideomycetes, Pleosporales, Dothidotthiaceae.